Marasmius oreades (fairy-ring Marasmius) is the source of this 1623-nucleotide messenger RNA. RefSeq lists its product as uncharacterized. The record is from RefSeq and is a predicted model, not a curated record. The transcript is spliced from 12 exons. Lineage: Eukaryota; Fungi; Basidiomycota; Agaricomycetes; Agaricales; Marasmiaceae. Gene Ontology annotation, cellular component: nucleus. Bases 1 to 1623 code for a protein of 540 amino acids.
AUGGCGGAAGCAUUUUCAACUUUUCCCCACGUUCUUUCUCUCCCUCUUUCGAGCAUACUGAAGAGUCUUAAUCCUGCUGGGCUGGGCAGUGUGGAUAAGACCUUUUCCUUCUUGCAUCUUGGACCUAUGUUGAAUAGGACCAGUUUCAAUUUCCCCAACAAGUCUGUGUUCCCGAAGUCAGGGAGUGGCACCCCCAUUAGCUCGACGAAGAGCAUAGAGGUUGUUCCAGAUAGCGAAGAGGAAAGGGUCCGCAUCGAAGCUCCUUUGAGGAUCCCUCAAAAGCCGAAAGAGGUCAUCGUUAUAUCCUCUGACGAGGAUGAGGAAGUACCCGUGAAGAAUUCACCUCUCGCAAAAAAGACCCCAAGGACAAAGUCAAUCGCGAAAUCCAGACGCAUUGUGGAAAGCUCGUCGGAGUCCGAAGGCGAGCUCUCUGUGCAGGUAAAAGGAAAGAACAAGACAAAGGAGUCCGGGGCAAAUUCUGCAAAUUCUGCUGAGGUGAUCGUAGUACCACCGCUUUCACUUUACCAGGAUGAUGAAGAGAGUACGGAUGAUGUCUUUGGUCCGUCAAGCAUCGACGAGGCAAUUAUAGUUUAUGAUGAACCUCGAAGCCCAAGAAAGCCAAUGCGUGUCCCAAGUUUACUUCCUCAGCUCAAUACCGCUGCUCUCGAGGGUAGCAUCUCAAACCCUGCUACUCCUACUAAGAAGAAAGGCGGAAAAGCCUCUAGCACAGCUAUCGGCUCCACUACACCCGCGGCUGGUACUUCCACCCAAAGCUCCCCUUCCAAGCGAAAACUACGCGUGUCCAAAAAGGCUGAGGAAGAGGCACGGCUGGCUGGGCUUAUUGACUACGCACAAGCAUUCUUUCAUGAAAUGAAUACAGCAGUGUUUGAGAACGGACUGCCUAAACAAACCCAACUCAUUUGGAACAAGAAGCUAUGCACGACUGCUGGGAAGGCUAAAUGGAACAAAAAUCGAAACGGGGUUGGAUUUAGUCAGAUCGAACUUGCCCCGAAGAUCCUUGAUUGUGAAGAAAGGAUACGCAAGACACUGGCGCACGAGAUGUGUCAUCUAGCUUGCUGGAUCAUAGACGGUAACAUGAAAGAAAACCAUGGGCCACUUUUCAAAACCUGGGCCAGUCGAGUUACGAAAGCAAGGCCUGACAUAACGGUUUCGACCACGCAUGAUUAUGAGAUCAACCAUCCAUACCGAUGGAAAUGUGCGGAUUGUGAUCUCAUUUACGGUCGGUUCAGCAAGUCUAUCAAGUCUGACGAGUCUCGUUGUGGCAAAUGUGGCCGACAGGAUGAUCCCAAGCGGGGUAUCCUGACACCUUUGCACAAAGAGCGACCCAAGAAGGCACCUGAAAUGCCAGUGUCCAAGAGUAGUCGUAUGGCAGCUGGAAAACCCCGAGAUUCUCCGUCGUCGAUUAUUCGGCAAAAAACCCCGAGCUUCACCUGUCGCAACGAUACCCCAGUAUCAGACGACGACCAGGUUGAGUUGGUGGAAUUGUUUUGUGAUGUCUCGACGUCGAUAUCUGCAGGGGGUUGCAGUCCCUUCGACGUGGGCUCUGAUCCCGACAUCGAGUUCAUUGCCAUGGCAAUGAAGGGCGCAACUUUGCGGAAAUGA